This is a messenger RNA of Suillus bovinus, 1497 nucleotides long. RefSeq lists its product as uncharacterized. The record is from RefSeq and is a predicted model, not a curated record. The coding region runs from base 1 to 1497 and encodes 498 amino acids. Gene Ontology annotation, molecular function: oxidoreductase activity. NCBI's taxonomy places the organism in Eukaryota, Fungi, Basidiomycota, Agaricomycetes, Boletales, Suillaceae. The transcript is spliced from 5 exons.
AUGAACGAGAAGGCUUACGACGAGAAAGUGGAAACACUCUUCCCAGCUCCAUCCCCUUCACCGACGGUACUCUGUCCACAGAGGUGGCCAGGAUGCAAUCUCGAUUCAUUAACCGCGGUGCAGCACGUAUUGAUCGAUAACCACAUUCGACAUCAUAUCUUCACCAACCAUAUCAAGUUCCACAACCACAUUACUCAUCGGGCGCUUGCGAUAUACGCCUCAGGAGGGAGCAGCGCCGUGAUUGAAGCAUUCUACAAGCAGGAUACUAAGGUUCAGAGAGCCGCCUUUGUAUCACCCCACCCCAUCACAGCGCAGAACUUUGUUGACCAUCUUGGUGACGAAAACUAUUACGAAGCAUAUACCACUUUCUUUGCCAAGGUCAUCGAAGAGAAGGGCGCCUCUGCAACUUUGGAUGAAUUCAUUUUUUCCGAGAAGUAUAACUUCCAGCCUGGAAGAGAUGCGGGAAGCCAGCCAGAGAUGUUGUCCCGAUUCGUGGAUGCAGUCAUGCAUCCAUUGAUUCAUUGCGGAUAUGGCGUGGAAUUUGGCUUAAAAGGAAUGCUUGCUCAGGGGUUGUCGAUGACGACAAUGCAUGAUGUUCAUUUCCCAGGUUUCUUUCCACCAUCAAUGUUUGGCUCCAACCCUAGCGAUGACAUCCGCACUACAAUGAACAGUUUUGCGUCAUUGGUGCUCGAUGACCAGUCCUCUGCGAUGCCUCUCAAGGCACCAAGCAGACAAGAUACCCACGCUUUCUCAAUCAUUGCUCGAGUUCUCAAGGAUCUCAGCCUUACGUCGGAAGAUCUACGCCAUUCCACUAGGCAAUAUCCUGACACACUUGUGGCUUACGGUGGCAGAAUCCGCGAGCACGUUCAGAAAUGGACAGUGGAUCUCUCCAGACCAGGAGAGAUCGAACGUAAGAUGGAAGAGUGUAUUUGGACCUCAUCGGUAAUGUAUGCUCUCGGAGGAUGGAGAAAUGGUUUCACCGCCGAUUUCAUCCUGAUGCAUAUGGUCACUUCAAGUAUCUUCCUCCCUUCACUCAUCGCAUACUUGUCUCCUCGGGCGCAAGUUCUACUUCUCCGCGCAUACCUUUCAAGUGCUGUGACAUGGUUCGUGGCACGCGGCCGGCCCUCCCUGAAUUUCAAAACCUUCUUUGAAUCGACACUCACGGUCCCAAACCCCCCAAACGGCACCGCUGUUCCGCCAGUGGAAGGUUUUCCAAUAGAGGACGUGCAGACACCCAACCCAUUCCUUCCUCUCGUUCAAUCAUCCAUAAUGCAUCCCAAUGACCAUCACGUCAAGAUCCAACGAGCUUUCGCACACUUCUCCACCAUCUACGGGGCGCGGCCGAAAGGAUACUUUGCUGGAACUGAGCUAGAAGGGGCAGAGGAGCUUGACGGCUCGUUGUUCGUGCGAGCAGCAGUGCUGACUGCAGAUUAUAUGGGUUGGGCGAGAGAAGGGGAAGAGGCGAGAGAUUGGAGUUUUGAAGGAUUAUAUGCGUAA